Messenger RNA from Nematostella vectensis (starlet sea anemone), 1061 nucleotides. Its product is annotated as thioredoxin-related transmembrane protein 2. Gene Ontology annotation, molecular function: oxidoreductase activity, acting on a sulfur group of donors, disulfide as acceptor. The record is from RefSeq and is a predicted model, not a curated record. NCBI's taxonomy places the organism in Eukaryota, Metazoa, Cnidaria, Anthozoa, Actiniaria, Edwardsiidae. The transcript has 8 exons. The coding region runs from base 80 to 898 and encodes 272 amino acids. Gene Ontology annotation, cellular component: cytoplasm.
ACCAUUGUAAUAUUCUGGGCAGCGGUUGCUCUUGUAAGCAAACGAGAAGACCGCCAGCCCUUCGAAAUCAUAAAAAAUAAUGUUUUGGAAGGUAAAGGCUCGGGAUCUAAAGAUCAUACUAACUGGCCAUUAUAUACUGAACACGUUGGCUGGUAUUUCGUAUGGAAUAGUCAGGAGUUUCAACCCGUUUUGUCACUGGCUCUUUCCGACAGAAGACUGCGAAAUGGACUGGAGGGACUUGGAGCUGCUUUCCUUCCUAGCUAUUGUCUUGGCUGUUAAAAACAGAAAACUCAAACCAGCGUCAUGGCAAGAAUUUGUAUCAAUGGCCUUCACCUUCAGCAAGAUUGCCAACUUUGUGCUGUUCUCCCGUCAAGACCUGCGGCUUGGCAUUUUGUUCUUUCUUGUGUGCAUAGUUUUGUUUGUGAUAUUUCCUGAGCCUUCCUACAAAGGACCUGAUAAUAUCCGCUUCUUCAGAGGGCCGGCAUUGGAUGAUGAGCUAAAAGAAAAUCCAAAUGUUACAUGGAUUGUUGAGUUUUAUGCCCCUUGGUCUCCACCAUGUGUGCGAUUGGCACCAAUCUUUGCUGAGCUGUCUCUCAAGUAUAACAAUGACUUCCUCAAGUUUGGCAAACUUGAUGCUGGGAAAUACCCUAUUGUUGCAAACAGAUACAAAGUAGAUGCAUCAAUAAUAUCUAAGCAGCUUCCAACAGUCAUAGUCUUUGAGGGAGGGAAAGAGAUCAAGCGUAAACCAUCAGUCGACUCCAGAGCAGUGAUAUCACCUUACACCUUUACAGAGGAAAAGAUGAUUCGUGAUUUUAACAUCGGUGAUCUCUAUGACGUAGCAAAGAAAAAGGCUGCUCGCAGUGAGAGCUUAAGGAGUGAGCAGAAAAAGGAAAAAUAGAAGGAAACAUAAGCAUUAUAUGUCUGUAUUUGGGGCCAAGUUUCAAAAUAUUAUUGUUACAUAUUUCAUCGAAAAUUUAACAUUGUAAUAUUUAUUCAAUGAAGAUUUGAUAACUUUUCUGUUGUAGCCAAUUUUAAUGCCAAUAAAACUUAUGUUUAGAAAA